AUGUCCCGUACUGAAAGUCAACAACUCUCGCAUCCGUGCCGGGUUAUUUACUGCGGUGAAGCCGGGGAAGAAGGCCCCGCACCGAAACCUGCCAACAAAGGCUUCCUCUCCCACCACGCCGCAAUUCUGCCGUCCGGAAUGAAUGAAGGCGACGAGUUUGCCAACCCGCUGUAUCUAACGUCAUACGGUUCUCAAGCGGAUUCCUUGACCCCUGGAUCUUUGUAUGGGAUGACCUGCAAGAUGAUUGGCACAAAUGACAAGAAUCCCGAUCAUUUACACUUCGAGAACGCUAACCGCAUCAACUUUGGGGUAGUUGAGCAACUUGGUAUCAAUGUCACGUCUGAGAUGAUGGACAAAGUCCAGAUCAUUGCCUUAGGUAUAAUUGUCGGAAAAGAUAUCAUCAAGGAUCCUGCUUACAAGGGCAAACCAACCGUCGUGGCUACAAUCAAGCAUACUGAUUAUGAUCCCUUCACCCGAAUGUCUAUUAGUUGGUGCACAAAGCACUAUAUCCCGCCUGUUCGCAACAUGGAGCGUGCCCAAAGUCUAUGUGUCAUUGGCCGUGAGGCUCAAUUUACCAGGGUCAUCAAGGAUUACAACACUGAGAAACAUAUGUGGGAGUCCGAAGUUAACGCAAUCAGUGUGACUUUGGGGCACUUGACUGAAGGCCCAUUGACUCCUACGAAGGCAAUGGGAAGACCAACCGGGGGUCGAAUUCCACUGUCUGUGCGCAGCAAGGCGGCGAAAGUGGUCAAUAAAGAAGAAUCCCGCCCUGAUCCUUACGAUGGCGAGCCGCAUCAUGAGGCCGAGAACGACACCUUGGAUCAAAGUGGAUCAGUCCCGAGUUCCUCCGCGCCGUUAGCAAGUGACAGUGCUAAGCUUGCGACGCCCUCCAACAAGCGUCCGCGCUGCGAGUUGUAA
This is a messenger RNA of Melampsora larici-populina 98AG31, 918 nucleotides long. RefSeq lists its product as uncharacterized. Bases 1 to 918 code for a protein of 305 amino acids. NCBI's taxonomy places the organism in Eukaryota, Fungi, Basidiomycota, Pucciniomycetes, Pucciniales, Melampsoraceae. The record is from RefSeq and is a predicted model, not a curated record. The transcript has 5 exons.